AUGGCACUUAUAGAGAACCCUGCGAUUCCAGAGGGUUCGAUUGUCGUCAUCACUGGGGCCAACGGAUACAUCGCUUCUCACAUUGCCGACCAGUUCAUCCAAGCCGGUUAUGUCGUUCGCGGCACGGUCCGUAAUCCGAAAAAGAGUGCUUGGCUAGUACCUCACUUCGAGAAGGCUUAUGGGAAGGGAAAAUUCGAGCUGCAUAUUGUCCCUGAUAUGCAAGCUGAUGGCGCCUACGACGAAGCUAUCAAAGAUGCCGCAGCAUUUGUUCACACCGCCACCGUCAUUGACUUCAAUGGUGACCCGGCCGAGGUCAUUGGUGGAGCUGUCAAAUGCGGCAUGGUUGCCAUUGAGGCCGCUUACAAGGAGCCCAAUAUGAGGCGAUUCAUCCUCACCUCGUCAGCAUCAACACUCAUGCCAUUGAAGAAAGAGAACUUCUUCGCUCUCAAGGGCCAAACUGUCGAUGAGAACACAUACGGCCACGACGCCAAGGAGCUUGCGUGGGCUCCUCCUCCUUGGGGCAUCGAGCACGGUGGAGCCAUUUAUGGCGCCAGCAAGAUGGAGCAAGAGCAGGCUAUCUGGAAGUACUACAAGGACAACGCCUCGCGACGUCCUGAUAUUGUGGUGAACUCGAUCGUCCCCGACUUCAACUUCGGCAGGAGCAUCGACCCCGUCAACGCCGGAGGAACUUCUUCUUUUGGACUGGUCACUGAUCUCUUCGAGGGCAAGAGCUUGGGAGAGCUUUGGCAUUUGCCGCACUACUUCGUCGAUGUUCAAGAUGACGCCGCUUUGCAUCUUGCAGCCGCUAUUCUUCCCGACGUCAAGGGCGAGCGCAUCUUUGCGUUUGCGUUUCCGAUGAACUGGGAUCUGAUCCUCGACAUUAUGAGAAAACAGAAUCCGGAUAGAAAGUUUGCCGAUAAAUUCUACGGAGAGGAAUACCCUGUCACGGUCAAGCCCAUCGCCCGGGCUGAGUCGUUGCUGCGGAGAAUUGGAAGGCCUGGUUGGAUUUCUUUGGAGGACAGUAUCGCGUCGAACACUGAGCAUCUCAAGUAG
Molecule: messenger RNA, 1053 nt
Organism: Colletotrichum karsti
Lineage: Eukaryota; Fungi; Ascomycota; Sordariomycetes; Glomerellales; Glomerellaceae
Exons: 4
Coding region: 1-1053 (350 amino acids)
Molecular function (GO): oxidoreductase activity, acting on the CH-OH group of donors, NAD or NADP as acceptor
Source: RefSeq, a predicted model, not a curated record